AGAAAGAUGUCUCCACAAGUUCCACUCGAUGAAAAAAAGCACUUAAAACAUGACAUCGAGGAUAAAGAAAAUUGUUUGCAAGACUUUUUACAAAACGAUGAUCUAGAUCCAUUCUUGUGUGACGAAGACUGGGCUCCGCAAGACACUUUAAACUUAUCCACCACACAACGUUGUGUCAUAUUGCAUGUAAAUACAAACGGCAACACAAAGUGUAUACACCUACAAAGCACUACAAACUCCUCCGAUAAAGCAUGGUGCACCUUAUCAUUCCCCUGGACCCAACUCGCUUUACAACCAGGCGACAUAAUAUCCAUAAAAGCCUUAAACGACAACAACAAAUGGAUCGUAAACGCAACCAACGGUUUGCUAGUAACCGAUCCUGACUCCCUUAUAUCUGGUACAAGUGUCGUUGGUGGUUUAUUUUGUGCACGCAAAGGAGUCUUGAGUGAAAUAUACAAAGGCAUCGACAUCGAGAGCAAAAUCAUGACCAUCGGAUCACUUGUGCAUGAGCUGUACCAAAGUUGCAUACAAAAUACCAAAGUUGAUGAUGAGUUUGUACGUAACGUGUGGAAAGGGAUAAUGCAAAAAAGUAGUACGAUACAGAUGUUGUAUCGUUCACAACUUACGAGCGAGGAGAUUAAUGGUGAGAUUGAUAAGUUUGUGCCUAAGAUUGUCGAGGUUAUGUCCAAGAAGCCUGUGGAGGUUCUGGAUAUCGAGGAGAACUUAUGGGUGCCUUCGUUAGGCCUAAAAGGUUGGAAUAACCCCCGACCAAAUCGGCAUAAUAGCCCCAUAUCGCAAACAAGUAUCCUUACUCCAAAAAACAGUACAACAAAACCUCGAAGACAUCCUAUCUACAUCCUCUACAUCCUCCCCCUCUUUCUCAGUCGAAGUAAACACAGUAGACCAAUUCCAAGGCAGAGACAAAGACAUCAUAAUAUACUCUUGCACCAAAUCGACACCACCAGCUCCCGCACUAUCGGAACCUAAAAGAACUACAACCGAAGGCGAAAUCUUAAACGAUAAGAGAAGACUGACUGUGGCCCUUACAAGGGCCAAGUGUAAAUUAAUAAUGAUCGGAGACAUGGACACGUUGAGGGAUUAUAGGCCCUUUAAAGAAUUGUGCUC
Messenger RNA from Ctenocephalides felis (cat flea), 1125 nucleotides. RefSeq names its product DNA replication ATP-dependent helicase/nuclease DNA2-like. Lineage: Eukaryota; Metazoa; Arthropoda; Insecta; Siphonaptera; Pulicidae. The record is from RefSeq and is a predicted model, not a curated record. The coding region runs from base 7 to 987 and encodes 326 amino acids. The transcript is spliced from 2 exons.